GACACAAGCGCAAGAGUAGCAUUGUGGUCUUAUUGUUUCGACGUUUCAAAGCCUUUGUCGCCAUGGGUACCCUCUUGCUGAAGCACCUGGCUGCCUCGCUGAGUCGACAGGUUCUCCAGAUGAGCCGUUUCAAUCCCACCGUUUCCACGACGGCGGCGAGUGCGUACAGGUGUCUGUGGACGGUCGCGGCUGCCCCGCGCUCGAUGCUCCUGCUGGCGGCCAGAGUCACGCCUCUUCCGGCGUCUGUCCUCCCGGUCCAGAGCGCGCCGUCCCUGCUGCGUCUUCCCGGCGUCCAUCCCUCGGCCGGGAUGAAGACCAAGUCGGCCCUGAAAAAACGCUGCAAAGACUGCUUCUUUGUCCGAAGGAGGGGACACCUGUUUGUGUUCUGCAAGACGAACCCGAGACACAAGCAGAGGCAGGGCUGAACUGUUGAGAGAGAGCCGAGAGAUGUACGAAGGAUUUCCCGAAUCGCUGCAGUCAUAAUAAAUUGUCGUGAUAUUGUCGUUGGGAUUUAUGUGACGUCUUUUUGUAAACAUGAGUAACCCUUGCGGAAGAAAACAAACUAAACACUCAUUAAAUAGAACAUAUUAA
Molecule: messenger RNA, 591 nt
Organism: Poecilia reticulata (guppy)
Lineage: Eukaryota; Metazoa; Chordata; Actinopteri; Cyprinodontiformes; Poeciliidae
Source: RefSeq, a predicted model, not a curated record